AGGCGACCAAUGUGUACACAUUGCGCGCAAUUGAAAUUUGCUUUACGUUAGCGUACGAUAAAAUAUAUUUUUAUUGUUGGGAUAAAAAUAUAAUAUUGCAAUUAAAUCGAUAUGUUGCUCAAGUAUCUCGGCACCGUUUUGCCAGCGCAAGAGCUUGAAAAUAAAGUAGUUGAUAUAGCAUGGUCGCCGAACAACUUGAAGCUAGCUGUAGCAUCCUCGGAUCGUUCCAUUUAUCUUUUUGAUGAGAACUGCGUCAAACGCGACAAGUUUUCAACUAAACCCGCUGACAUUAAGUUUGGCAAAAAAAGUUAUACGAUAAAAGGAAUAGCCUUCUCCCCGGAAUCCACAAAGAUUGCGGUCGGUCAAACCGACUGCAUCGUAUAUGUGUACAAGAUAGGAGAGGAUUGGGGCGACAAAAAGGUGAUUUGCAACAAAUUUCGACAGAGUUCCGCGGUAACUUGUUUGAUCUGGCCCGCGGAAGGUCCGAUUGUCAUAGGACUGGCGGAUGGAAAGGUCCGCGCGGCUCUGGUGAAAUCGCAAAAGGCGCAGACCCUGUACACUUCGGACGCAAUGGCGAUAGCCCUAGCUAGCAAUGUCCGCGGCAACGGCUUCGUAUCGAGCCACGCCGACGGAAGUAUCAUCCGGUACUACGUGACCGAGAACGACGGCGCGGAGCCUUCGGGACGAGUGUGCGUUCACAACGUGCCCGCUUACGCUCUAGCGUGGCCGCAGUCGCACAUCCUGGCGGCGGGUUGCGACAAGCGGUUGACCGUUUACGAUUCGCACGGCAAGCCGGUCAAGACUUUCGACUAUAGCCGGGAUCCUCGGGAAAGGGAGAUUACCGUAGCUUGUUGCAGCCCGAGCGGUCAGAGCGUCGCCGUGGGCUCCUGGGAUAAGGUGCGCGUUUUCGAUUGGACGCCACGACGAAGCAUUUGGGAAGAGACUAACGUACGCGACCUGCCUAAUUUCUACACGAUCACGGCGCUUGCCUGGAGGCGAGACGGAUCCAAGCUAGCGGUCGGAGGAUUGUGCGGUGGUGUCGAGCAAUUCGAGACAGUUCUAAGACGCACGGUAGUCCGUGGCAGUCACGAAGUGGCCUACGUAGGUCCCAGCCAGGUGGUGAUUCGACCUCUGAACGAUUCCUCGCAACGUUCCAUCGUCGUCAGAUCGCAGACUGGCCUGGAGAUCGAAGACGUACGCGUUUUAGGACGUAGGGACAAUAACGUUGUGGCACGCACGGCGCGCACUCUGCUGAUCGGUGACAUUGAGCUAGGCUUAAUCAGCGAGAUUCCAUGGGAAGACCGAUCUGGCAACGGUGAAAAGUUCUUCUUCGAGUAUCCAGUCGUUUGCUUAAUUUUCUAUUCCGGUGAACUCACGAUCGUCGAAUACGGUCAGAACGAGGCGCUCGGUUCCGUACGAACGGAAGCGGUAAACCCGCACGUAGUUAGCGUACGCGUAAACGAACGACCACCUUCGACCGGAGGAAUCGAUAAUAAAAAGCUCGCUUAUCUGCUGGAUCCGAGAACUGUCCGCGUAAUCGAUCUGUUAACUGGCUCGACCAUCAGUGUAAUCGUUCAUGAUGCUCGAAUUGACUGGCUGGAAUUGAGUGAAGCAGGUCAUCGGCUACUGUCGCGUGACAAGCGAGGUCGUCUCUGGCUAAGCAAUGAUACAGGUGACAGAGUUCUAUUGGUGGCUGGAGCAUCCUUUGCAUCUUGGGUACCCGGCAGCGAUGUCGUCAUCGCUCAGACAGGUCAAACUCUGGCCGUUUGGUACAAUGUAGACGCGCCGGAAGCGAUCACGCUGACACCGAUCAAAGGCGAUGUGAUAGACAUCGUUCGCGAAGACGGUCGAACGUCCGUAAUAGUGGAGGAGCACGGCACCAAGGUGCCGUAUCUAUUGGACGAGGGACUGAUCGAAUUUGGUACCGCGUUGCACGACAAUGACUUUGGUAGAGUCGUCCUAUUCCUAGAAAAUAUGGGCAACAGUUCGCAGACAGAGACUAUGUGGGAGAACGUAGCCAGAAACGCGAUGAGCGAGAGAAAGAUUGUGAUAGCCGCCAGAUGUUAUGCCGCUAUGGGCGACGUGGCUUGCGCAAGAUUUUUGAAGGAGAUUGCCGAGAUCGGUGAAAAGUACGCCGAAGAGACAGGCAACGAGCCACUGGCUAAUCCAGACUGUUGGGCUCGGCUGGCCGUGUUGAACGGCGAUUUAAAAACCGCCGAGGCGAUCUAUUUGGAGCAAAACGAGCUGGACAAGGCGUUGGAUAUGUAUCAGCGCUAUUGGCACUGGGAGGAUGCUUUAAGUUUGGCCCAGAGCCGCGACUGGAGCGGUUUGUCAGAGUUGCGAGAUCGACACUUGGCUUGGCUGCUUGACAGUGGCCAAGCAGCCCGCGCAGCGUCUAUCAUAGAGACUACAAAUCCUAGGAGAGCCGUGAAGCUUUAUUUGGAAGCGCGUCGACCUGGGAGAGCUGCCAGGCUAAUUCUUACUGUCAAUGAACUGCUGGAGGACGAACGAAUCGUUGAGGAGGUUAUUAAUAGUCUUAAAGCUACCGAUCUCAUGGAACUCGCUGGAGAACUAUUGGAGAAAACAGGCGCUGGCUCCGAGGCGAUCGCUUGUUACGCUCAGGCUGGCGUAUUUGCCAGAGCUCUCGAUCUAGCGCGUAAAGUUGAUCCGACAUUGGUGGUCGAGCUCGAGAGGGAUUGGGGAAAGUAUUUGGCAACGAACGGUCAUUACGACGCCGCCAUUAAUCAUUUCAUCGAAGCGGGUGAAACGGUAUUAGCAUUGAAGGCCGCCAUCAAUGCGCGACAAUGGAGAAAAGCUCUGCAGAUUAUACAGGUGAUCGAGGACGACGAUAAUCCUGAGAUCCGUCAACAAUGUGAAAAAUUGGGCGAAUAUUUCUCGUCGGUCGGCGAACGCAACUUGGCGGAGAAGCUUUUCGUUCGCGCCGGAAAUGCGCAACGUGCCGUAGAAGCUCACGUACAGUCGGGUGAUUGGAUGCGCGCCCACCAAGUGGCUCAAGAAUACAUGAAAAGUGACGAGGCCAAUCAAGUGCUGAUGAGACAUGCCGAGAGUCUGCAACAGGCCGGCGAAUUUCGCCACGCCGAGGCGCUCUACGUCGCCAUCGGCGAUUAUGACGCGGCAAUCGCGAUGUAUCGCAAAGCGGGACACCGUGGCGACAUGAUCAGAUUGGUCGCCGAGCACCGGCCGGAUCUACUUCAAACCACUCAUGCUCAUCUGGCGAGGGAAUUAGAUGCAGCCGGCAAACCGAGAGAAGCCGAAGAGCACUUUCUAGGUGCUGGCGAUUGGCGCGGAGCGGUUACAGCUUAUAGAUCCGUUAAUAUGUGGGAGGAUGCGUUGAGAGUCGCCAAGAAGGCUUCCGGAGAAAAAGCAGCACAACAGGUUGCUUUGAUGUGGGCCCGAACAUUGGCUCCGGAAUUAGGAGCGAGACUCCUAAUGCGACUCAAUUAUUUGGAUCCCUGCUUGCAAUUGGCGUGCGAGGCCAGUUUGUUCGAGUGGGCUCUAGAAAUCGCCAAAUACGGUACGGUAGAUCAAAAAAAGGAGAUUCAUUAUCGCCACGCCAUGGCACUGGAAGACGAGGGUCGUUUCGCCCAGGCCGAAAAGGAGUUUGUGCAAGCCGGUAAAAUCAUGGAGGCGGUACAAAUGUAUAUACAUAAUCGCGAUUGGGAAUCCGCAGAGGAUGUCGCGCGAUCGCACAGUCAGGAGGCAGUGGCGCAGGUUCUGAUUGCUCGAGCCGCCGAAGCUGCCGAGGGGCAAGAUUACGCCACGGCGGAGGCUCUACUUCUGAGAGCUCACAAACCAGAGAUGAUAAUAGAACAUUACAAGACAGCCGGAAUGUGGUCCGAGGCGCUGCGAGUGUGUCGAGAGUAUUUACCUAGUCAGGAGGCGGCCCUUCGCAGAGAGUUGGGUCAAAAGAGUGCGGGAUUGGACGGGGCAAAUGCGUUGGAGGAGGCUCGAAAGUGGCUUGAUCUUGGAGAAGUGCGACCUGCCUUGGACACUUUGAUUUUGAACCCGCAAGCGCCCAGAUCGUAUCUCAUUCGUGCGGCUGACAUUAUGUUGCAUCAAGCGGAUCCCGAAACCGCGUCAGAAAUCGGUGGUGACUUGGGUGCACGCUUGUUUUCCGUUGGUGAACACGCGCUCGCCGCUCAGGUGUUCCUUCAAGCGGAUCGUCUAAAGGACGCGGUGAGCUCCUUGGUGGCAGUUGGCGAGUGGGAUCGUGCGCGUCGGAUCGUUCGCGAACUCGCUCCCGAUCUCGAGCCAUAUCUCGAGGAGAAGUACCGGGAUGCAAUGGCGAAUGAAGGUGGAAUGGAACGACUGGCGGAAGUGGAUGGCAAUGCCGCCCUCGAGGUGAUGGCGCGCAAGGGUCAAUGGAGUCAGGUGUUUGACGCCGCGAGUUCCCAGGGUCCGGAGGUGCUGCAUAGAUUUGUGGCGCGACGCGCCGCGCAAUUGCUGAAGAGCGACGCCGCAUCGCAAGCGUUGCAGCUCUACGCGCAGUAUGGCGCGCCCGUGAUCUCACAGAAUUUCAAUCUGUACUUGCAAUUGGCGGAGACUGUCCUGAAUACGGUGCAGCAGGAAUACAAAUAUCUGGCUCAGCUCCGCGACAUUUUACACGGUUUCUGUCGCUCGUCGCCGUCCUCCGACAAAUUUGAGCGGCUUUUAGAAGCUGCACAUUUCUCCGCAGUGAAACACGGUUGUCGUUCGUUCCCGGCGCUUUCCGACAUUGUCGUCAAAGUGUCUGUCAGCCUCCUACGAUACACCGACAUAUUGCACGCCGACAGAUUUUACUACGAAGCCGGCGUCGCAGCGCGUUCCGCGGGUCUUUUGAGCGAAGCUUUCGUUUUCCUCAAUCAUUUCCUCGAUCUGGAGGAAUGUAUCGAGGAAGAGGGCGAUGGAAAUGUUCUCGACGUGGACGAUCUACGCGCCACCGAUUUUCCGCUAGAAGUUCCACUUCCAGAGAGUCUCGGCAUCGCGACAGAUCAACGCGAAGAGGCGAGAGAAUGGGUGUUGGCGAUAUCUAUGGAUCAAAAAAUCGAGCAGGGUCUGCCGAUUGAUCAGAGAGGCGUUUACGUGGGUUCAUUGACGUCACCGAGCAACUCUGGCGUACCUCUUCAACAAUGCGUAAUCACGGGAUACCCGGUACGCGGUCCGGUCAUUAAAUUCGAAGAGACUAGCCGCGUGGCUGAUCGCGAUGAUUGGACCAAGUUGACUAACGUAGCCAGACAAGCGCCUCCGGAUUCGCCCCUGAAUGACAUCCUGGUAUUUCUUCAGGAAUGGUGCGGCGCGGUACCCAAAUACUCAUUUUAAAAAAUUAAUUAACCUUUCAAUUUUAAUCGAAACGAAAUGAAGGCACACAAAAAUAGUAUGAAAAACAAGAAAAUAACUUUGCAAUAUGCUCGUAUAUGUAUAUAAAUAAGUAAAGAGCAAUGUAUUAUCUGUUGAUAUCUCUUAAUAUAUUAUUUGUUGAUAAUGUAUUGUUGAUGUUGAUAUACAUCCGUCAGUAUGUCACAUUCUUAGCGAUUAUCUCCUUUCGUUUACCGAGCCGACCAUGACGAAGUUAUUAGAAAGUUGCGCUUCACUAAUAUAUUAUUUAUAUAUAAAUUUUUUAAUAUAUUUUUUAAUAUGAAAAAAAGUUUAAAUAAAAGAAGGGAGAAAUCAAGAGAGAUGGAGAUCGAUUGUUUUCUACUUAAAUAAUUGCAGUAGUUUUAGGAAGAAGCAAUCAAAUUGUUCUCCGUUUCCAUCCAUCUUUUUGAUCAGACAGUGCGUUCAUCAGCAUCCUGCAGGAUGAAGGGCUGAUGAAGGGAUUCGAGAGGACGGGGACGGGCCCGCAAAUAAUAAUUAACCGCUUUGCAAAUAUGCUCGGCUUUGGCGCAUUCCAUAAGCCAAAAAGCCACCCGUGGAAUUCGGCGGUUCAAAGUAAA
Camponotus floridanus (Florida carpenter ant) is the source of this 5933-nucleotide messenger RNA. It is a transcript of the gene Oseg2, whose product is annotated as intraflagellar transport protein 172 homolog. Gene Ontology annotation, molecular function: protein binding. The transcript is spliced from 14 exons. Gene Ontology annotation, biological process: intraciliary transport. The coding region runs from base 112 to 5319 and encodes 1735 amino acids. Lineage: Eukaryota; Metazoa; Arthropoda; Insecta; Hymenoptera; Formicidae. Gene Ontology annotation, cellular component: axoneme; ciliary basal body; intraciliary transport particle B. The record is from RefSeq and is a predicted model, not a curated record.